Messenger RNA from Lactuca saligna, 1298 nucleotides. The record is from the annotation of a GenBank genome assembly. Lineage: Eukaryota; Viridiplantae; Streptophyta; Magnoliopsida; Asterales; Asteraceae.
GUGGAGCCACGCUUGCUGUCUGUCGAAUCUUAUCGACUACAUUUCCCUCUUUUUACAGUCUUCUUAGAUCGAAAUCAGAGCAUAAAACCUCAACUUUUCUUCCAACUGAUUCACACACACUCCGAGAGAGAUAUGAGGGAGAUCAUAAGUAUACACAUAGGUCAAGCUGGAAUUCAGGUUGGAAAUUCAUGUUGGGAGCUUUAUUGCCUCGAACAUGGCAUUCAGCCCGAUGGUUUGAUGCCUAGUGACACAACACCUGGAGUUGCAGAUGAUGCAUUCAACACGUUCUUUAGUGAAACUGGAGCAGGAAAGCAUGUUCCAAGAGCAAUAUUCGUUGAUCUUGAGCCAACUGUGAUUGAUGAAGUUAGAACAGGAACUUAUCGCCAACUCUUCCACCCUGAACAACUUAUUUCUGGAAAAGAAGAUGCUGCUAAUAACUUCGCAAGAGGCCAUUACACAGUGGGAAAGGAGAUUGUUGAUCUAUGCCUUGAUCGAGUAAGAAAGUUAGCAGACAACUGCACUGGUUUACAAGGGUUUUUAGCAUUCAAUGCUGUUGGUGGUGGAACUGGUUCUGGACUCGGGUCUUUAUUGUUAGAACGUUUGUCUGUUGACUAUGGAAAAAAGUCAAAGCUUGGGUUCACAAUUUAUCCUUCUCCUCAGGUCUCAACAGCAGUAGUAGAACCCUACAACAGCGUCCUUUCAACACACGCGCUACUCGAACACACAGAUGUUGCGGUUUUAUUAGACAACGAAGCAAUCUACGACAUAUGUAGGAGAUCACUAGACAUCGAGAGGCCAACAUACACGAAUUUAAACCGAUUAAUUUCUCAAAUCAUAUCAUCUUUAACAACUUCUCUUCGAUUUGAUGGAGCAAUUAAUGUUGAUAUUACUGAGUUUCAAACAAACCUUGUCCCAUACCCUCGGAUUCAUUUCAUGCUUUCCAGUUAUGCCCCUGUGAUUUCGGUUGAGAAAGCGUAUCAUGAGCAGCUUUCGGUGCCUGAGAUUACGAAUGCGGUGUUUGAGCCUGCGAGUAUGAUGGCGAAGUGUGAUCCGAGACAUGGGAAGUAUAUGGCGUGUUGUUUGAUGUAUCGGGGAGAUGUUGUUCCGAAAGAUGUUAAUGCUGCUGUUGCAACAAUCAAAACAAAACGCACUGUGCAAUUUGUUGAUUGGUAAGAAAUUAAUUUUAUUAUUAUUGCUAUUGUUGUUAUAUGAUGAUAAUAUAUGUAGAUUGGUUUAUUGAUUUAUGAAAUUAAAACUGACUGUUGUUUUUGUAUUUUGGGGUUUUUUUUUAUGGAUUA